UCCGGGGAGGGAGCUUAGGCUAUGCUCUGAAAGGCUCAUUUAUCCCCGCGCUGCCGCCCAGAGCGGCGGACCCGGGCCCCUUCGCAGCAGCCUCCCCUCCGCUCUCACCAUGCUCCGCGUCCCGGCCGCCGCCGUGGCCCCUCUGCUGCUGGCGCUGCUGCUGGCGGCCCCGCCGGCCGGCCGCUCCGACAGCCCCAAGGGGAAGCAGAAGGCGCUCCGGCAGCGGGAGGUGCUGGAUAUGUACAACGGCAUGUGCUUGCAAGGCCCCAGUGGCGUUCCUGGACGGGAUGGAAACCCAGGAGCCAACGGGAUCCCUGGGACACCUGGGAUCCCAGGCCGGGACGGGCUGAAGGGGGAGAAGGGCGAGUGCAUGCACGAGAGCAUCGACGAGGCCUGGACCCCCAACUUCAAGCAGUGCUCCUGGAGUGCACUUAACUACGGCAUCGAUCUUGGGAAGAUAGCGGAAUGCACCUUCACCAAGAUGCGCUCCAGCAGCGCUCUCCGAGUCCUCUUCAGCGGCUCGCUGCGGCUCAAGUGCAGGAGUGCCUGCUGCCAGCGCUGGUACUUCACUUUCAAUGGAGCAGAGUGUGCUGGGCCACUGCCCAUCGAAGCCAUCAUCUAUUUAGACCAAGGAAGCCCAGAGCUGAAUUCCACUAUCAACAUACACCGAACGUCUUCAGUGGAAGGUCUGUGUGAAGGCAUCAGUGCUGGCUUGGUGGACAUUGCCAUCUGGGUUGGGACUUGCUCAGAUUAUCCAAGGGGAGAUGCUUCUACUGGAUGGAAUUCAGUCUCCCGAAUCAUCAUUGAAGAACUGCCAAAAUAAUUUUCCCUCCCU
This is a messenger RNA of Dryobates pubescens (Downy woodpecker), 835 nucleotides long. RefSeq names its product collagen triple helix repeat containing 1 (gene CTHRC1). The coding region runs from base 110 to 823 and encodes 237 amino acids. Lineage: Eukaryota; Metazoa; Chordata; Aves; Piciformes; Picidae. The record is from RefSeq and is a predicted model, not a curated record. The transcript is spliced from 4 exons.